This is a messenger RNA of Penicillium macrosclerotiorum, 354 nucleotides long. RefSeq lists its product as uncharacterized. The record is from RefSeq and is a predicted model, not a curated record. The transcript has a single exon. Lineage: Eukaryota; Fungi; Ascomycota; Eurotiomycetes; Eurotiales; Aspergillaceae. The coding region runs from base 1 to 354 and encodes 117 amino acids.
AUGAAAAAUCGCGAUAACUACCUGAACACCGAUAAUACAUGGAGCCUUACUGAUACUAAGCUAGCCGCGAAAUUCGUUUCUUUCUCGACUGAAGCCGAAGACUAUUGCCACGUCGGUACGACCAAUACGGGGAUUUUCAAGGAGCACGAAACAGAGCUGAUACUUGCGGCGGCUCUUGCAGGCUCUGGAGCGACGCGAUCGGCGACCGUUCAUGGGAAAACGACACUCGCACUGGGGAAUUCGCCAGAGGCAGUGCGAGCAGUAUACAAACUUGCGGAGGAGAUCAAUGUUUGGAAUCGAAUGCCGUACCAACCCGUUGAUUUGGGGCAGUUGCUCACAGCUAUGGGGCUGUAA